This is a messenger RNA of Eruca vesicaria subsp. sativa (arugula), 684 nucleotides long. Lineage: Eukaryota; Viridiplantae; Streptophyta; Magnoliopsida; Brassicales; Brassicaceae. The record is from the annotation of a GenBank genome assembly.
CAAAAUCUCAUAACCUCUCUAAAUUUUCUUCAAUCACACUCGCCUUAAUCGAUUUCACUGCAAUGGAGACUACAAAAGUGAAGAAGGGAUUCGGAGGAAGGAAAGCCGGCGGACCAAAAACCAAAUCAGUUUCGAAAUCAAUCAAAGCCGGUCUCCAAUUCCCAGUUGGAAGAAUCACUCGUUUCUUGAAGAAGGGACGUUACGCUCAGAGACUCGGUGGUGGAGCUCCGGUUUACAUGGCCGCUGUUCUUGAGUACCUCGCUGCUGAAGUUUUGGAGCUUGCUGGUAACGCGGCGAGAGACAACAAGAAGUCUAGGAUUAUUCCGAGGCAUCUUCUUUUGGCUAUUAGGAACGACGAGGAGUUGGGGAAGCUUCUGAGUGGAGUGACGAUUGCUCACGGUGGUGUGUUGCCUAACAUUAACUCUGUGCUUUUGCCUAAGAAGUCUGCUAAAUCUAGCGAGGAUGUUGCGUCCAAGUCACCAGCCAAGUCUCCUAAGAAAGCUUAAGCCAUAGAAAGUUGUUUUCGUUUGUGUGCGUUGUGUUUGGUGAAUGCAUAUGUAGAAAUUUCUAGCUUUUUUAGUUAAGUAAUUUGGGUUUGAUUUCUUUUCGGAUCUAUCUUUUAUAACGAUUUAUUAUAAAAUCUUUGCAAUUUGUUUCUCUUGUGUUUACUCAUUACUAAUCUAC